Messenger RNA from Hibiscus syriacus, 1837 nucleotides. Its product is annotated as GDP-mannose transporter GONST1-like. Lineage: Eukaryota; Viridiplantae; Streptophyta; Magnoliopsida; Malvales; Malvaceae. Bases 273 to 1466 code for a protein of 397 amino acids. Gene Ontology annotation, cellular component: Golgi apparatus. Gene Ontology annotation, molecular function: antiporter activity; GDP-mannose transmembrane transporter activity. The record is from RefSeq and is a predicted model, not a curated record. The transcript has 10 exons.
UUUUUUUUGGGAGGAAGGCCACUUGUUUGUUUUGUAUUUUUUUCGUAUACGUUAUUAAACAAACUCUCAACUCUCUCUCCCCUUUUUAUGUUCUCCUUUUUGUUCUAUGCUUUUUCUCGUUCAUAUCUCAAAAGGGUCUCAUCUUAUUUCUCUAUUUGUUUCUCAAAUCUACUCCUUUCUUUGGCUUCUCACUGGUGGAUUCUUCCUUUACAAUAUACAAUUUGAAUGCUUUUUAUGCCUUCAAAUUCCCAAGCUAUCAACUGCUGAGCUUGAUGGGUUCAAGAUCUUUCUCAGCAUCUCUAGAUUCUUCUGAUGCUCAUUUUGAAAGGAAUGUCACCGAAAACGGCAAUAUGGUUCCCCUUAAGUUUCAUGAGCCAAAUGGGGUGCCAGAUCAGGGUCAUCAAGUCUCUAGUCCAAUAAGAAGAGAUGUUAACUGGUCGUUAUCUGGUGUAAAGUUUCUUGAGAAUGAUGAUAUGGAUUUGGAGGAUGGUAAGUUGGAAAAGGACAGGAAUAAAACAGUACGCAGUAGCAAGGCCAUUCAGAUACAAAAUCAGGCCUUAUUGGCUGGACUUGCAUAUUGCUUAUCCUCAUGCAGCAUGAUACUGGUAAACAAGUUUGUGCUCUCCGGCUAUGAUUUCAAUGCUGGGAUAUCCUUGAUGCUAUACCAGAACUUUAUAUCGGUUGUUAUUGUGUCUAUACUGAGUUCUAUGGGCGUAAUAUCAAGAGAGCCUCUAACAUGGAGGUUGAUUAAAGUAUGGUUACCUGUGAAUGUCAUAUUUGUUGGAAUGCUUCUUACAAGCAUGUUCAGUUUGAAAUAUAUCAAUGUAGCCAUGGUCACGGUCUUGAAGAAUGUUACUAACGUAAUUACUGCAGUAGGUGAAAUGUAUUUGUUCAAGAAGUAUCAUGAUAGCAGAGUGUGGACUGCUUUGUUCUUAAUGAUUGUUUCAGCAGUUUCUGGAGGGAUAACAGACCUGUCAUUUCAUGCCAUUGGAUAUGCAUGGCAGAUUAUAAACUGCUUCUUAACUGCAUCAUAUUCUCUGACUUUGCGUAGGGUCAUGGAUACUGCAAAGCAGGUCACCAAAUCUGGAAACUUGAACGAAUUCUCAAUGGUCUUGCUAAAUAAUACACUUUCAUUGCCCUUGGGGAUUCUUCUUAUUUUUGUUUUCAAUGAGGUCGAUUAUCUAUACACAACGCCACUUCUAAGAAGGCCGGACUUCUGGUUGAUAACGACUUUAAGUGGAUUUUUGGGUCUAGCGAUCAGUUUCACUUCAAUGUGGUUUCUUCAUCAAACAGGAGCUACCACGUACAGCCUGGUGGGAUCGUUGAAUAAAAUCCCUCUCUCUAUAGCUGGAAUUGUUCUUUUCAAGGUCCCCACUAGUUUGGAAAACUCUGCUAGCAUUUUCUUUGGUCUUUUGGCCGGAGUGUUUUUCGCGAGAGCCAAAAUGCGGGAGAAAUCUCAAUCUUAAGAGCGUUAUUGUAGCAAUAUGUAUGUAUGUAUACGGUGCUUGCAUCCUGUGAGUGAAGGUUUGCAAGUAACAUACACCCUGUGACAGCUUUUGAGCAUUGUUCAAGUGUCAACCAGUUUUCAUGGAAGACAGCAAAAUGGGGUGGUGGAAAAUUAGUUCCCAGUAGAAGUUUGUAUGCUGUGAGGAUGGUGGGGAACCGAUAAUUGGGAGUUGCUUUGAGUUUAGCAUCUGUUUUUUAUGCUCUUAUGUUGUAUUUGUAUUGGGGGAUCUUGUUCUUCUCGUUUUACCUUUAUUUUUCUAGUAUCCUUGAUUGUAAUUUGUGCAACCUUGAGCCAACUUCAAUUUGAAAUAGGGAAAAAAGGUUCACUCAA